Molecule: messenger RNA, 984 nt
Organism: Sus scrofa (pig)
Lineage: Eukaryota; Metazoa; Chordata; Mammalia; Artiodactyla; Suidae
Source: RefSeq, a predicted model, not a curated record
GACUCCUCUUAGGAGAGGGGAGGAGGAGCAGCCCGGGUCCCCAGAAUCCUUUGCUGGUGGGGAUGGGGCCCUUUCUCUUCUGCCAGGCAGAGCUACCUCUGCUGAAUGGCCAUCUAAGGUUCACACAGCCAGCUGGUCGGGGGCGUGGGGGUCGGGGAUGGGCAGGUAGAAACCCACAGGAUCUACUGACUCCCCAGUGGCUGGCACGUUGUAGGUACUUAAAUACCGGUUGAAUACAUGAGUGAAUGGGUUUUUCACAUUCCUGCAAAUGAAAGGCUACUAGGAACCUAACACUAGUCAGCUGGAUUCUUUUACCCAUGGCCAACCAAUUGUGAUAGUGCAAACAAAACCUCUUCCAAAUGGUCUUGUUUGCUCCAGAGAAGCGGUUGGCAGAGGGCACUUUGCUUCAAGCAGGCUGGCCCAAGCGUGAAGGUCACCUUUUCUUUCUGGCAAAAAGAGCCCGGAGUGGUAAGCAUAGAAACUGGCCUGGCCUGGGACACUGUGCUUGUGGAGCUGCAGAAGGAGCCCAUGACUUCUCUCCUGCCCAGCGUUCUGUACGAGACUGAAGGCAGGGCUCCUGCUCCAAGCAAGGACUUCCACCACCUGGCCAUCACCAAAACUGAGGUUAUCUGGAAGUCAUGGAUGGUUUCUCUCCGCCCAGACCAAGAAAAAAUGCUCCCAAGAGAGGAGAGGCAUAACCUUGCCAGCAGAAUAAUACAGUGUCAAGCUUGUGGAAUGCCUAUAGGAAGAAAAGUCAUGGGAAAAACCUGUAAGUUCUUCCAGGGUUCUUCAAGUGUAGCUAUCUCUCUGAAUGGUUGAGAAGCUCUGGAUCUGUGAACUGACCAUAGUCUAGAAAUUGGUCAAAAGGCCAUGUCUCUCUUUCAUGGUGGCUCAAGUCAGGCCUGGGUUCACAAGACCUGAGAUGGGCGUUAGCUCUGCAGAUCAAGCAGGAAUCUAAUGCGUAGUUCACCCACUCCAGCCCCA